Molecule: messenger RNA, 410 nt
Organism: Babesia bovis T2Bo
Lineage: Eukaryota; Apicomplexa; Aconoidasida; Piroplasmida; Babesiidae
Exons: 4
Coding region: 11-268 (85 amino acids)
Source: RefSeq, a predicted model, not a curated record
UGUCUUUAAGAUGUCAUCAAUAGAUAGUAGGGCUUCUAGCAUCAGUAUGGAUGAGCGAAUUUGUCCUUCAAUGACGAUAGAUGAAGCAAGUGGCGUCAAAGCUGACAUAAAGACCUGUUCUUCCAGGUCUGCCAGUUCUGAGAGAGUUAGCAGUGCUUCUUGCACUGCAAAAUGCACCGCUGAGAAACCAUCCGAGCCUAGUGUCACUAGUGAAUACAGGCGCGUAAGGAAACCACCAGGAGGAGAGUCAUCAAUUAUCUUUGGUUGAUGUAAAAUCUUGAAGAACUGUAAUUGCUUGACGCACGGAUACAACAGAGAUUGCAACUUUAUUUGCAUUCAAAAGAGUGUAUCCAACCACGGCGAAAACACUUGCGUUUACAGAUAAGACAACUCAUUAAAAGAAGCUAUCG